Molecule: messenger RNA, 603 nt
Organism: Vicia faba (fava bean)
Lineage: Eukaryota; Viridiplantae; Streptophyta; Magnoliopsida; Fabales; Fabaceae
Source: the annotation of a GenBank genome assembly
AUGGAUUUGGACAUCAUGGCCAGUAUUCACUCUGUCAACCACUUCUCCACUCUCCAAUCUUCUCCUCCAAUUCACUCUGAUGAUUAUCCAGUAAUCCAUUACACAGAUGUGUAUGAUGAUUACCAAUCUGAUUUCAGAUGUCCUUUUUGUGAUUUUGAUAUUCAACUUCCUGUCCCCUGCAACGAUUUCCAUGAGGACUAUUGCUCUGCUCUAAAAUAUAUGAUUUGUCCUGUGUGUGAACAAGAUUUAGGAAAUGAUGCAAUCGCACAAUUUACACAUUCAACCUCGCGAAAGUGGGGAUGGAAGUCUGAGAAAUCUAGCAACUGGUCUGGUAAUUCAGCAAUGUUUGGCAAGAAACUAGCAGGCAGGGGAAACAAACAAGAAUCAAUCGCCGAUCCACUCUUGUCACCGUUCAUCUGCAACGGACCCGUUCCUAACACUAACAGUAGCCAUCCAGGUGAAAAAUCCAGCCUCGGAAACAAGGAUAUAAACAUUGCAAAAAGGUGCUGGAGUGAUGGUGUUGAGCAGGAUCAUCGAGAACAAGGGUUGAAGGCAGCUUUUGUUCAGAGCUUGAUAUUAUCAACCAUAUUCGAGGAAACAUAA